AUGGAAGACACAAUAUAUUGUGAUCGAUCAUUUAUGGUGGGUUUACGGACGCUACAGGAGAAUAUAAACACGACACAAACAGUUUUGACAGAGAAUUUACAAAUGCCAACAUGCCAGUGGAGUACGUUUGCAUUUUUGUUGAUAGGUGUUCCAUUAUGCUUUUUCCAGAUUAAAAGUAGAAAGAAGGACCAAAGAUGUUCUAAAAGAUUAGUCAAUUUUAGAAUUAUCCUCACAGGACUGAUCGCUCUUCUAACAACAUGUUACAUGAUGAAGAACAUUCAGGAAAUGAUUGGAGAAAAUGGCAAUGUUAUGGGAACCUUUACAUCAGUUAUUGUUGAAUUCGAGAUGAAAUACAUCACAAACGGAACUAUGAAUGGCAUUUUAUUUGCAUUGUAUGUGCUAUUGGUACUGACUACACUGACGCAAGCAUACCUUCAUUGUUCUACAACGAAAGAACAGAAAUCUCAAUUAGAAGAGGUAAGCUGA
This is a messenger RNA of Mytilus californianus (California mussel), 486 nucleotides long. RefSeq lists its product as uncharacterized. The record is from RefSeq and is a predicted model, not a curated record. Bases 1 to 486 code for a protein of 161 amino acids. NCBI's taxonomy places the organism in Eukaryota, Metazoa, Mollusca, Bivalvia, Mytilida, Mytilidae. The transcript is spliced from 4 exons.